AUGAUACGAGCCUGUAGCUUAGACUUAGCUCGCGUCGUCGGUCCUGACGUAGCUAUUGUGAACGUUGCUUUUAAUAGGGAAAUUCGGACUCCAACUGUGACACUUGAAGGUGAUAUAUUUCAGCCAAGUGGUCUUCUUACUGGUGGAAGUCGCAAGGGUGGAGGUGAUCUGCUAAGGCAACUUCAUGAUCUGGCAGAGGCUGAAACAAAACUUCAAGGGCACCAGAAAAGGUUGUAUGAAAUUGAAGCGAAGAUCAAGGAGCUUCAGCCUCUUCAUAAGAAGUUCACAGACAUGAAGGCACAGUUGGAGCUGAAAAUGUAUGACCUGUCCUUAUUUCUAAAAAGGGCUGAACAGAACGAGCACCACAAGCUUGGUGAAGCGGUGAAGAAACUGGAAGAAGAGUUUGAAGAAAUGAGAUCCCAAAUCAAAGAGAAGGAAGGUUGUUACAAAAGUUGUGCUGAUACUGUCUCCACGCUAGAAAAAUCCAUCAAAGAUCAUGAUAAAAAUAGAGAGGGAAGACUCAAAGACUUGGAAAAGAAUAUUAAAACUACCAAAGCUCGUAUUCAGGCAUCCUCAAAAGACUUGAAGGCUCAUGAAAACGAAAGAGAGAGACUUGUGAUGGAGCAAGAAGCAGUGGUGCAGGAACAGUCCUCUUUAGAGAGCCAGCUAGCUUCAUUGAGGACGCAAAUUAGCACUCUGGCUUUAGAUGUGGACAAGCAACGAGCCAAGGUGGAGGCCAUACAGAAGAACCAUGAUCAGUCUCUAGCUGAGCUCAAGUUGAUACAUGCAAAGAUGAAGGAAUGUGAUACACAGAUUAGUAGUUUUAUUGCAGACCAGGAAAAAUGCCUGCAAAAGCUUAGUGACUUGAAACUUGAGAAAAAGAAGUUGGAAAAUGAGGUAACAAGGACGGAGAUGGAGCAGAAGGAUUGUUCUGUGAAGGUAGACAAACUUGUCGAGAAGCAUACAUGGAUAACAUCCGAGAAGCAGCUUUUUGGAAAAGGAGGGACAGACUAUGAUUUUGAAUCCCGCAAUCCUUAUCAAGCAAGAGAAGAACUUGAAAGGCUCCAGACAAAUCAAUCGAGUCUCGAGAAAAGAGUGAACAAGAAGGUCAUGGCUAUGUUUGAAAAAGCAGAAGAUGAAUACAAUGCGCUUAUAUCAAAGAAAAAUAUAAUCGAGACGGACAAAUCCAAAAUCAAGAAAGUGAUCGAGGAGCUUGAUGAGAAGAAAAAAGAAACACUGAAAGUUACAUGGGUUAAAGUUACUCAGGAUUUUGGUUCCAUCUUUUCAACUCUACUACCUGGGACCAUGGCAAAACUAGAACCUCCAGAAGGCGGUAGUUUCCUUGAUGGUCUUGAGGUCCGUGUUGCUUUCGGAAGUGUCUGGAAACAGUCUCUAUCUGAGCUAAGUGGAGGGCAAAGAUCUCUUCUCGCACUCUCUUUAAUCCUGGCAUUGCUUCUCUUCAAGCCAGCUCCUCUCUAUAUCUUAGAUGAGGUUGAUGCAGCUCUUGAUCUCAGCCACACGCAGAACAUAGGACGAAUGAUCAAAGCUCAUUUCCCGCAUUCACAGUUCAUUGUUGUUUCGCUGAAAGAAGGAAUGUUCAACAACGCCGAUGUUCUUUUCCGGACGAAAUUCGUUGACGGUGUCUCAACUGUCCAGAGGACAGUAACAAAACAGAGCAAAUAA
This is a messenger RNA of Microthlaspi erraticum, 1683 nucleotides long. Lineage: Eukaryota; Viridiplantae; Streptophyta; Magnoliopsida; Brassicales; Brassicaceae. The record is from the annotation of a GenBank genome assembly.